AGGAAAAAAAGAGAAAUGUUAAGCAGGAAACAUCCAGCCUGCAUGCUUCCUCUAUAUGUAGUGCUGGCGCAUUAAAAUCAUUUUUCACCCAUUUUCAGACAGAGCAGCGCCUGAACAUGAGAGACAAAGUCCUAUAACUCUCUGAUGUACUGUUGAUUUUGUUCUGAAUAGAGUAACCAACCUUUAUAUGAUGGUGUUGCAUCUGUGAAGACAUCUACACCAACAACAUCAGCCAGCGCUCAGACACUUGCAGAAAGAUAUUCUAAUGUGCAGUACAGAGCCCCUCGGCCUCGUCAGCAAAAGAUGAAUGACGUAUAUGCCGUGGUCAACAAGUCCAAACAGCUCCCGCCACCAGCCUCUUCCACCGCCCCUCUGGCCGCUCUCCAUCACUAUGACAACGAAGAGCUGGGCGUCCCAAAAUGCCAAGUCGGUGCUCUUUACAGCAUGGUCAAGCCCAAGAGCAGGUGUCUUCCAGCCAAACCGCCACCAGCUGUCUCACCCAUAUAUGACACAGCCGGACUAGCCAAUCAAAGGCUAGCUGAGGCCUCGGCAGGGGAGGACCAGAGUGGCUAUGAGCUGGUCGCAGCUGAUCGUUAUUCCUCGACCGAAGAUGACUAUGAGUAUGUCUCAAAUCCCAUCAAACGCAUGACCAACAGCUGCACUCCUGGUAGCAUGGAGUUCAACUGUCGCAUUAAAAAACCCAAAGGGCCUCGGGAUCCCCCGGCAGAGUGGAGUCGUGUGGAGAGAUGACAUAGCAGCCAUAUACCAGGCCUGGACACAUCUUUACUCAUUCAUGUUUGACAAGCAAUGGGAAUAGGCUCUUUAUUUAUUUUGACUUGCUGUGAACAUCUACUGUAUGUGAUCACAGAAAUACAUCUAUCUAUCUAUUUAUCUAUCUUUUGUAACCCAUUUGAGUCCGUAUAUUUUUCAGAUCUUGUGAUUUAUAUUACUGAUGAAAGAAAAAACUAUAUUAAACCACUUUCAAUUCUGAGACAAGUAUUGGUUUUGAAUACCAUUUACCGAUUGAAGUGCAGUGGUGCUAUAGUGUGAUUGUAGUAACCAACAGGUGGCACUAUAGUAACAGGAGAUAAUUCGUUUUUUUUCAUUAUUGACGUUUCAGGUAUUGUCAAAUGUGUUUUCACAGGUAGACUCAUGCUUUAUUGCUUUGAUGUCUACUAAUUGCUGGUAACAAGGACUUACAAUAAAGACAACAAUUUCUUCAAGGUU
This is a messenger RNA of Oncorhynchus kisutch (coho salmon), 1227 nucleotides long. Its product is annotated as tyrosine-protein phosphatase non-receptor type 18. The transcript has 4 exons. NCBI's taxonomy places the organism in Eukaryota, Metazoa, Chordata, Actinopteri, Salmoniformes, Salmonidae. The record is from RefSeq and is a predicted model, not a curated record. Bases 304 to 750 code for a protein of 148 amino acids.